AAAAUGGACAAUAGAAAGGUGUACAGCUCCUACAGGGACAGAAUAAGAAGUAUUUCUGUACCUUACCGAAAUCAAAAUGGAUUUCUUUCAAAAGUUAAGAGCCUUUUCAACAGCAGUAUCAAUGAAGGAAAACCAAGUGAAGACUCAUCAUUAUCUUCAGAAGCCCAAACAUCAAAGAUUGAUACUCCUUUGAAGAGGAAAAGCGAAAGUCUUGCUGUAGAAUCAACAACUGCGAAUGAAAUUUUAUCGUCAUUCUUCAAAGAGAAGGGAGACCGAAACUUGACAGAAGUAGAAUAUGAAGGCGUUAUGGCUCUUUUGUCCAAGUCAAGAGCCAAUACUCCCGUAAAGAGACAGAGGCUAAACCAAGAUUUCGGAAAUGACACAGAAAAUUCAAUUUUGAAUGAAAAAAGUUUGCCACCACGUUCUGCUGCAGUCGAUAUUCUGAAAGUAUUUGCUACCCCUUCUGCUCAGAAGACUUUAAGAAAUGUUAACGCUACAAUGAUCCACGACCAGUCUUCCCUUAUUACAGAUUAUAGCCCCGUAUACCACACCAUUAACGAAAGUUUUGGUAACAGAAGUAUUUCAUCUGUCAAACGUGUCUAUCAAUUCUCAGGAUUGCCAUCGCCAUAUAGAACAAGAAUAAGAGCCCCCAAGUCAUCAUCUUUGAGAUCGUCUAAAUCCAAAACUUCAUCAAAUGAUGUCCAAAUGAAUCUAAGGAAAGAGAAGAGCAUUACCAACAAGUCGAUUAAUACUUCAGCCAUCCACAAGCCGCGCAGUGCAGCUGCAACAACGUUGCUUUCAAUUCUAGAUGGAAAACAGACAGAUAGUGAAGAUAAUGUCAAUCCUACGAAGGCAAACAUAGGGCGCUUUUCAAAUCCGUACUCGUCGCAACCGUCGAUAAAGAAGAUGAAUAAGAUCGAAACCGUCAAUAAUACACAUAAAAACACGAUCACUGCAAAUGAUAUAAACAAAACUAUAUCGUAUGAUAAAUCACAAACUUUGCCAACAACAAUAAAACUUGAUGAUACUUUCCCGAAGAGUAAGACUAAUUUAACCCAUAGGACUGAAGCAAGAGUGGAAAAUGUACAAAUACCAAAUAAAACAAACGGUUAUCCAGCAUUCAAGGCAAAUGGUACUAGUACCAAUAGUAUCCCAUCAGUUUUACCAACUGUCAAAAAUGCUAUACCAAAGGAAAAUAUCAAUUUUAGCCUGAAAACAACAAAAUCUAGCAUUCCUAACUUUUCGCCAGAACCUGCUGAAAGUGAAUAUGAAUUCCCAGAAUUGACACCAAUAGAAGUGGGCUUGGAUGCUGCUAAAGUUAUUCAGUAUGAGAUGCUAUUCAAUUUUUAAUAGAAUUACAUAUAAUUAAUAUAUAUACCGUUUGAGGGU
Molecule: messenger RNA, 1389 nt
Organism: Scheffersomyces stipitis CBS 6054
Lineage: Eukaryota; Fungi; Ascomycota; Pichiomycetes; Serinales; Debaryomycetaceae
Gene: NUP60
Product: FG-nucleoporin
Exons: 1
Coding region: 4-1350 (448 amino acids)
Biological process (GO): poly(A)+ mRNA export from nucleus; NLS-bearing protein import into nucleus; telomere tethering at nuclear periphery
Cellular component (GO): nuclear pore nuclear basket; nuclear pore
Molecular function (GO): structural constituent of nuclear pore
Source: RefSeq, a predicted model, not a curated record